Cynara cardunculus var. scolymus (artichoke) is the source of this 1523-nucleotide messenger RNA. RefSeq names its product tobamovirus multiplication protein 1. The record is from RefSeq and is a predicted model, not a curated record. Bases 143 to 1273 code for a protein of 376 amino acids. The transcript has 13 exons. NCBI's taxonomy places the organism in Eukaryota, Viridiplantae, Streptophyta, Magnoliopsida, Asterales, Asteraceae.
ACAGCUAAGUAGUGGUAUAAAGCCAAUCAACCCAGCAGAUCCGCCAUUGAUAGAUAGAAGAUUUUCUUUUCCUUUUUCAACCAUACUCCCUCUCUUCGCUUCUACACACAUCUAUCUCUUUAUCGACUCCAAUUCUUUAUGUAUGUAUGUAUGUAUGUAUGAAUGCAUAGGAGGAGAUAAAGGAACGGGGGCCGCAUGUUUGAGGAGCGAGAUGAUGAUAGUGGAGUUAGAACAACCUGGUUGUUACUCAAAGGCCUUAGUGGCUGUCAAUCUUGCUCUUGCUUUUAUUGACUGCGUUAUUGCCGUUCUUGCAUAUUAUCAGUUGAUGAGGAUUCAUUCUAGGACUCCACAUAGAGGCUGGACUCGCCAGAAAGUGUUCCAUCUAAUGAUUGGUUUUUCCAACACGGGUUAUGGUCUUUAUUUUAUAUUAACUCUUGUUGCUGCUUGUAAGAACUGGACAUGCUGGUCAAACUCUUGUGGUUUUAUUGUUAUGGCAUUGCCCAAGAUUCUAUUUCUUGCAGCAUUUCUCCUCCUUCUAUCCUUCUGGGUUGACCUCUGCCAUCAGGCAAACAAUGAAGAUGAGGAUGAAGGUAGUCCUCAGGAAGCUUUGGUAGAGAAAGCAAACAAGCCCAAUUUGAAGGUUAAUCGUCGGAGAAGAUGUUGCACUUUUCGAGUCUUCUCUGUUGGCAGUCGUCAACAAGUUGUGAUUUUGGUGACUCUGUUAAUAUUUGUGAUAAUGCUGGCAUCAGCUGCACUUAUAUGGAUUGGCCUUGGAAAGAAUCCUAUCGAUUCAGCUGUUGUGGCACGGGUGUACGUAGAUAUUUUUGCCGUUGCAAUGCUUUUACUAGGGGGCGCAUUAGCAUGCUACGGAUAUGUAUUGGUGUCAAAAAUGAGUAAAGUACGAUCUGAGAGAGCUUCUUCGGAAAUGUGGAAGGUUGCUGGACUUGCCAUGGUUUCUGUUCUUUGUUUUACUACAAGUUCAGUUGUUGCUGUUUUCACAAAUAUACCGGUGCUGUAUCAUUGUGGUUGGCGGAGCAUUGGAGGGAUAUAUGCCUCUCUUCUACUGAUUCUCUACUACCUUAUAGGUUCAUCAAUACCUUCAGCUUUUGUGUUAUGGAUAAUGAGAGAACUUCCACCAUCAGUUGCGAUUAAUGUACCCGAAGAAUCAAGAACACUAACUUUUGUCAGCGACUAUUCAGCUACAACACAACCCCAGCAUUGGACGACUAUUACGACCGCACAGAAUCAGACAUCAAGGGCAAGUCCGAUAUGACUGGAAUUCAGCAAACAACGAACAAUCUUCAUGACUGAACACGAAAAAGAAGGAAAGCGGAUGAAAAGGGCAAGUGAGAUGAAAAAGCCAAAUCUUUUACUGCCAUGUUGCUAUGAUUUUGAUAGUUUAGGUUCUCGUAAAUAUCAGCAGUAACCAUUCUGUUUUUUUGUAUUUGAAUGUAUGGGAGCCUCGGUAUCAAAAUUAGAUGUUUUGUUUAUUUUAAUCAACUUUCGUGUCUAAAAUUCGAGAA